Exophiala bonariae is the source of this 864-nucleotide messenger RNA. RefSeq lists its product as uncharacterized. Gene Ontology annotation, cellular component: mitochondrion. Gene Ontology annotation, biological process: regulation of lipid metabolic process. The record is from RefSeq and is a predicted model, not a curated record. The transcript has 2 exons. Lineage: Eukaryota; Fungi; Ascomycota; Eurotiomycetes; Chaetothyriales; Herpotrichiellaceae. Bases 1 to 864 code for a protein of 287 amino acids.
AUGUCUCUUGCUCUCAAAUUCACCUCUCUCGCAGUCCGCACACUUUCCAAACCCAUAGCUAAUUUCAUCAAACGUCAAGCCCGCGAGCAUGAAGGAUUCCGUCGGACAUGUAUUUCGUUUGCCCAGUCUCUCCACCGGAUUGACAUGAGAUGGAGGUUGGGUUUGUUGCAAGAUGCUGCCGCAGUCGAGCGACAGGCUGCCAAAGAGGCUGCAGCAGAGGCAGCCAAGAAGCAUAAACACAGUCAAAUACCUACAGUGAAGACCGAAACACAGGCAAAAGCAGAAGAGGAGGCUGCUGCGAAAGCUGCCAAAGAAGCAUCUGAACCACCCAAGCCACGACCCCGACCUAAGAUCAGGCCACUCUCCGAGGCGAAAGCUAUUGAGUCCGGUGCGACAUUCAUCAGUGAGACAUUUCUGUUCAGUGUGGCAGCGGGUCUUCUGCUGUUCGAAUCGUGGAGGUCACGGAGAAAAGAAUCCAAUCGACGAGAUGAUGUGGCAGAAAGACUUAAUGACCUGGAAGAGUCGGAAAACGCUGCUCGCCGGGCUCUGGUUGAGCUUGAGCGGGAGGUGUUACGCCUUCGAGCCAAAGAAGGCAGUUCAAAGUCACAGAAUUUAAAGAAUGUAAGAAUAUUACCCAAGGAAAUCUACGAGGAGAAGGAGGAAAAGGAGGAGCCUACAGGGAUAUUUGCCCGUCUCUCGGCGUGGGUGUCUACGAACAAAGCAGACGGUGAAGCAAAAGAAGUGAUAGAGGCCAAUGACCCAGGACCAGCGGAAAAGAUUUUGGUGGAAUCUGACAAGGCGUUGGCCGAAAAGCGGAAGCAUGCAGCAGAGGCAGCUGCUCAUGAGGAAGGAGCCAAACGGUGA